Molecule: messenger RNA, 1025 nt
Organism: Lytechinus variegatus (green sea urchin)
Lineage: Eukaryota; Metazoa; Echinodermata; Echinoidea; Temnopleuroida; Toxopneustidae
Product: meiosis-specific with OB domain-containing protein-like
Exons: 4
Coding region: 88-603 (171 amino acids)
Biological process (GO): resolution of meiotic recombination intermediates
Molecular function (GO): single-stranded DNA binding; single-stranded DNA 3'-5' DNA exonuclease activity
Source: RefSeq, a predicted model, not a curated record
AAGUUUGGUAAAUCAUGUACAGCUGAAGAAGAGGGUUCGGAAGACACAAGAGAGAGCAUUGAUUUACAAACCGUCCAUGAUGUGUACAUGAUAGACGAGUUGAAGGCUAAGAUGAAUGACAAGCAACCAAUGAUGAUGCAAUCACCUUAUGGCAUUGUCUAUGCAUUCCUUUCGUCUUAUGAUCUUGAUGGACCGUCUUCUGCUGUGUUAUCUAUGAGAUGUACAAGCUGUCGGUGGAGAGUAGAUAAGGAGACAGGGACAUGCUUGAAUAGCAAUUGUUCUGCUGCCCUCACUGACCAAUCCCAGGCCGUUUUGAACUAUGACCUCAGGGUCAGUCUGUCUGACCUGUCCGGAACUAUCAGUGGGGUCUUCAUUGGAGGGUAUGUGGCAGAGCAAAUCAUUGGAAAAUCAGCUGAGGACUUCUCCAAGUGUUCCGAAGAUGAGCUGACGAGGAUCAAAUGGCAGCGGCUCCUUGAGAGGUGCAAGGUGUACUUCAAGAUUCAGGAGAGACCCGGGAUCGUCAACGGCUCUUCUUCGUUCCUCAAGAUAUUGCAGUGCGAGAAAGCCGAACCCGAUGAGGUACUCAAAAACAUCAAAGUCUAGACUUCUGAUGGACUCCAGGGGCCCGUAACACAAAGCUUAGCCAUCGUCGUAGAACAUUUCUCUACGAGUGAUUGCAUUGACUUAAAUGUACAAUAUCAGAGGCCCGUAACACAAAACCUGGCAAAGAUCGUAGAACAUUUUUCUACGAUCGAUUCCAUUGGCUACAAUGUACAAUCCAUCGUGAAAAUCAAGCGUACAAUUAUUUGCUAACCUUCGUGUUACAGGACCAAGGGCAACAAAAGAUGUUCCAUCAUAUCAAUUGACAUACGAUUGUUUGGUUUGGAGUCAUUUUUGUUGUGACUGAAGCCUUCCUUCCCUCUGCCUUUUGAAAUAAGUACAGUAAAACUUUGUAUGGAAAAGGGAAUUAAUUAUUACCACCAUCAUUGUCAUUGUUGUAACUGAACAUUACAUGGCAGUUGGAG